Messenger RNA from Oncorhynchus nerka (sockeye salmon), 4885 nucleotides. RefSeq lists its product as uncharacterized. The record is from RefSeq and is a predicted model, not a curated record. NCBI's taxonomy places the organism in Eukaryota, Metazoa, Chordata, Actinopteri, Salmoniformes, Salmonidae. Gene Ontology annotation, cellular component: apical plasma membrane; bicellular tight junction; cytoplasmic vesicle. The transcript has 18 exons. The coding region runs from base 415 to 3756 and encodes 1113 amino acids. Gene Ontology annotation, biological process: bicellular tight junction assembly.
CACAGCCCUCUAGUCUAAUUGCAGGUGCGCUCGAUUGUGCUGAUCUGACCUGGCCAUUGGGUGCACUUUAGGACUAAUAAAUGGGUCAUGCGGUGUGCCGGGAGAGCUAAAUCGCCGAGAAGCUACAGGUAGAUCGUACUUUUUCGACUGACGUCACUCCCAGGGAUGGGCUUGUCACGUGGUUAAAGUCUGCGCUAUCUUGUGGAAAACAACCUCUGAGCUUUAAGGGAAAAAACUGGGAGAAAAACUACUGGAGAUAACAAGCUAAUUUAGCAGGGGCAAAGGUGAUUCCUGGAUGUAUAUAUGAUCUGUAUGUCCAGACAAGGUUUGCACUCUGACCUGCAAGCCAAUGUAAGUCGUGCUGAGUGACUGCGUGUGAAAGAGGUAUUCCAACACAGGCUCAUCUCUUUCCCCAUGACCUCUGGAGGAGGUCCCUGCGGCCGCACUGAGCGUGUCCGUCAUGAACCCCAUUACGACCAGGUCCCGCCAGGCUCCCUACGCCGAAACGACCCCUUUGACCUUCAACCCCUGAGGUACCAGCGGAGCACCGAACUAGCCCUGAGCUCUGAUCCCCUUCCGCCCCCCCCCCUGCCCGACCAGCCCCCUGUGGGGCCCGAGUAUGACCCCAGCGUCAGUGAGGACAACCCAGACCCUGACCCAGAUCCACACCUCGAACUAGACCCUGCCCUCGACAUAAAACCGGUCCACCGUUUCAUCCCUGACUCGUGGAAGAGCUUCUUCCGAGGGACCAGUCUCCGCAGCAGCAAGCCCUGCCCCAUGCCUGCCUCCUCCUCCUCCUCCUCUAACAACAACAACAGCACCAGUGGCGGGGUGCGCUGCUCGCCCCCACACUCGCCCUCCCUGCCCAGAUCCUACCGGGACCCCUAUGGGGGGUCGGGGGGAAGCAGCUACAACUCCCGCAAGGAGCUCCUGGGAGUGGGUGACCACCAAGAGUCAAUUUCGGGACGCACACUCCACACGGCGCUCACCUACAGCGAGCGGGUGGAAGAGUACCACGAGCGCUACGGCUACAUGAAGUCCUGGGCGGGCCUGCUGAGGAUUCUGGGAUGCGUGGAGCUGCUGCUGGGUGCAGCGGUGUUCGCCUGCGUGUGCGCGUACGUGCACAAGGACAACGAGUGGUUCAACAUGUUUGGCUACUCCUCGCCUGGAAGUGCAUACGGAGGCUACGGAGGUGGGAUGUACGGAGCAGGCACCGGAGGGUCCUACUACUCGGGUCCUCAGACUCCGUUUGUGUUAGUUGUGGCGGGGCUGGCCUGGAUCGUGACUGUGAUAUUGUUGGUGAUAGGGAUGACUAUGUACUACCGCACCAUCCUACUGGAUUCCUCCUGGUGGCCCCUGACAGAGUUUACUAUAAACCUGGCCAUGGCCGUGCUCUACAUGGCUGCAGCUGUAGUCUACGUCAGGGACACCACGCGGGGCGGUCUCUGCUCCCUUCCCAUCUUCAACAAUGGCAUCAACGGGGCUUUUUGCCGCACCGAGGCCGGACAGACAGCCGCCAUCAUCUUUCUGUUCGUCACCAUGGUGAUCUACCUGAUCGGGGCCAUUGUGUGUCUGAAGUUGUGGCGGCACGAGCAGGCACGCAUGUACCGGGAAAAGUAUGGCCUGGAGAUGCAUACGACAGAUUUCCCUGCGGCGCGGUCUUUGAUGCCGGUUCCAGAGCCAAUUCAGGGUUCUACUGUGGUUCCCAUCCAGGCUGCGGUACCCAAGGCAGGGCCACCGAAGGUUCUACAGGGAGCUAUCCCUUCUGGUCACAUCCCCAAACCAGUCAUCAUGCCUGACUAUAUAGCUAAGUACCCAACCAUCCGUACGGUCGAUGAGCGGGACCAGUACCGGGCUGUGUUCAAUGACCAGUACUCUGAGUACAAGGAGCUCCACGCCGACGUGCAGGCCACCACCAGGAAGUUUGAUGAGCUGGACGCCAUGAUGCGUGCCCUACCCCAGCACCCCAACAGUCAGAUGGAGUAUGACCGCGUAAACAAAAUCCUUCAGGAGUACCAAAGGAAGAAAAAUGAUCCUACGUUCCAGGAGAAGAGGGAGCGCUGUGAGUACCUGAAGAACAAACUGGCCCACAUUAAACAGAAGAUCCACGAGUACGACAAGGUCAUGGAGUGGAACGAUGGCUACGCCUGCCUGAUGGAGAUGAGAGGAAACCAGACACCCUUCACAUUCGGGGGCGGGGAAAUAGCUCAAACAGUUUUAAAGAGAGAGACCCUUCGGGCACCUGUGGAUUCAGGAAUGUCUUCCAAGCACAACGGGAGUCCGCCUCCCUAUGAGUCAGAUGGAUAUCAUGAGCCACCCCAGCCGGCAUACUCCUACUACCCCGACGAUGAGUUCCAGCACUUCUACAAAUGGACGUCUCCCCCGGGCAUCAUCAAGCUGAUGGCCAUCAUCGUCAUUGUCCUCUGUGUGGCCAUAUUCGCCUGUGUGGCCUCUACGCUGGCCUGGGACAGCCAGGGGGCCAUGUCUGGCUUCGGUGGUUACGGGGGCAGCUCGUAUGGGGGCAGCUCGUACGGAGGCGGUGGUUACUCCGGUAGCUUUGGUGGUGGUGCCUAUGGUGCCGGUAACAACUAUGGCUACGGUGGACUCGGAGGGAACUACAAUGACCCUCGCACUGGCAAAGGAUUCAUCAUUGCCAUGGCAGCAUUCAGCUUCAUCACGGCCCUUGUCAUUUUCAUCAUUGUGGUGUCGAGGCAUGGCCUGUCGGAGUCUAGAAGGUUCUACCUAGCUGUGGUGAUCAUCUGUGCUAUCCUGGCCCUGCUGAUGCUCAUAGCGACUAUAGUGUACCUGGUGGCGGUGAAUCCCAUGGCUCAAUCUACAGGGUCGAUCUAUGGGAGCCAGCUGGCAGGCCUGUGUGCCCAGUACCAGGGACCCCAGGCUUCAGGAAUGUUGGUCAACCAGUAUCUCUACCAUUACUGUGUGGUGGAGCCUCAGGAGGCCAUAGCGAUAGUGUUUGGCUUCCUGGUGAUGGCGGCUCUGAUCAUCAUGAUGGUGUUUGCCUUAAAGACGCGCCAGAAAAUCAGGAAUUAUGGCAAGUCCAACGUCCUGUGGAGGAAGGUGAAGGUCAUCGACGAGGAGGCCCCGCCCCAGGACGUGGAGGCAUGGGUGAACAAUGUGUCAGGUUUUCCUGAUGAAGGUGUGGUGCUGACCGACUACCCAGAGAAGUUUGGAGGAUCCAGGAGUCACCUGGAUGACACCAGCACCAACUACGACAAACCUCCCUACAAUGACAGCCCAGCUCCUCCAGUAGUAUGUGACUUCCCUGUGCACAGUAGCGCCCCCUACAGCAGUGGCUCAGAGAUGGCCAGCUCAGCAGCAGGGAAGCCCAAGAAGAGACGGGCCGGUCGUCCUCGCCGUACUGAUGGACAGGAUACAGACUACGCUUCCUCUGGGGACGAGCUGGACGACGACAAUGACUUCGACAGUGAGUUCCCCACCAUUGCCAAUGAGCAGGAACGUGUGGACUACAAGCGUGAGUUUGACCGGGAUCACCAGGAGUACAAGGACCUGCAGGGAGAGCUGGACAUCAUCAACAAGAGCCUGUCAGAGGUGGACAGAGAGCUGGAUGAGCUGCAGGAGGGAAGCCCCCAAUUCCUGGAUGCUAUGGAAAAGUACAACAGGCUAAAGGACAUAAAGAAGUCAGCAGAUUACCAGUUGAAGAAGCGCAGGUGUAAAUACCUGAAGGCCAAACUGUCCCACAUCAAGAGGAUGGUCGCUGACUACGAUCGCAGGGCCUGAACUUCCUGUCACCUGACGUCAGCCAGGAUACUUCUUCCGGUUCAGAGUUGAUGCCAGAUGUAACACUUGUGGUUUGAGUCAGAUUCUACUUAUUUCUUUGGCUCUGCUCUAGUAACACUAGCAUAUCACUUAGAAUUAAGCAAUGUAUUGAGCAUUUAUUCUAAGUGGUAUGCUUGUGUAGAUAUAAGAACGUAACCUUUGUAAUUAGGUUUGUGGUUGCCGUAUACUGAGCAUCUUCACUGAAGUGUCUUCCCAAGGAUCUCCACUGUGAUUGGAUGGAUGUGCUAGGGAUCAGCCAAUCCACAGUAUACUACAAAGCUGUUAAAAAUGAAGUUCUCGCACAUACUUCCCGAGACAAUGGCUGUAGAAAUGUGUGGGUUUUGUGAAAACAUUUUUUUAAAUGGGUAAAUUGAAUGUGCAGAAAUAAUAUAUUUUUAUGACUGCAUUAAGUUAUUAGUGUUCAAAGGCUUGUGUUAACUCUUGUUUCGUAUAAUGAAUGGUACUUAGUGCAGUUUAUCCUCUCUGUUGUCUGUUGCUAAUGUUGGGAUGGGACAAAAUGACAACCUCAAACUGUGAUGUUGUGAGACUUAUUUCACUCUGAUACAUUAGACGUUUUUACAGCUUCCUCUUUUAGAUAAGAUGUUCACUUUCUACUUUCUCUUAACCUCAUUGUCAGGUGUUGAUACUUGUACUUAUGAAAGGUUUGCCAAUUGUAAAUAUGUGAAUAUACUUGUGGUCUCUUUAUGUACUAAUGCGUUGUACCCUCUCCUGUAAUUUUUUGUCAGUUGCUAAAGACUUCGAAACUGUUAUACUUUGUAAAUCAUUAUGCAUUUGAUUCAUGUUCUGUUUACUUUUUUGACCUAAAUGGAAUAUAUUCAAGGUCACCUUUUUAAAACUGAUAAUUCAAUUAAGAUUUGCGUAACAGUUGAAAUCAACCUGAUCAAUUUAGUUCUAUAUGGUCUCUUAAAGCCAUUCUCAGGUUUUUCAAUGUGUGAAUAUACUGUUAUAUACUUAGUUAUAUUAUAUUGAUGUAAUAUGGUCUGCUCUCUUUUGUCAGUUGCUAAAGACUUUGAAACUUUUUUUGAUCAAGAUGCCUUAAGGUCUUUUUAAAUAAAAUAAUUAAACCACA